GCAGCGCCCACCGGGCUCCCCGGGCUGGGAGGCCCUGCUCCUAGGGCCCCGCUCUGGGGAUCACGCCCCUCUGACCCGGCUCUCAGAGCCUGACGUGCGCGGAGGCGGUCCGACUCACACGGAGAUCAGAGGCCACGGGACCCUGGAGCCCUGGGCUUCCCUCGGCCUGGCUGUCCAGCUGCUAGGAAUGGUAACAAGCCUUGAGUCGGGAAGAUCCAUGCUCGUCCUACGCAUCUCAGCACCAUUCAGACCGCUGGGUGGUUUACCAAACAUUGCCUGGGAGAGGCUUCCACCGUUGUAAUGGUCUAUAAAUAACCUACAGUAUCUCCAAGGCAUGCCUGUAUAGUUUUCUGGGAAGGAAAUUAUGACUGCCUGAGUUAAAUUCACAUGCUCACACCUUGUCCAAUCAGCUAUAGCUAGAUUGAGAGAUAUUUGUGUGAAGACCAAAGAUGGCAACCAGGAGCUCAACCCUGGAUAACCCUGGGCAUUUAGAGUAGCGAGCACUUCUCAGAAAAGAAAAGGAGUCAAUUUUUUCUCUAUAGUUUCUAGACCAUAUCUUAAUUAAAAUGGCAAGAAGAUAUCCUUUAAGAAUGGAGGCCAGAGCAUUAGGGGCUGUGCAAAUAAUUCUUACCCUGUUUCACUAUGCACUGGGCGCUCUCUCUGCUUCCUUGUUUUUCGAAGAGGAUAUAAGAGACACUGGCGAUGUCCCUGUAUUACUUCCACUAGGGUACAUAGUGUGGUCAGCGCCAUUUUUCCUCAUCUCAGGGUCCAUGGCCAUCAGCGCACAGAAGAAGCCCACACGAUAUAAGCUUACAUCUACCAUUGUCAUGAGCAUCUUUAGCGCCUGCUUUUCUGCAUUUGGUUCAAUUAUAUUAUGUAUUGCGUGUUUCUCUUAUGCUGCAGAAAUGAAAGAGUAUGUUUGGUCACAGUUAGCUGGUGGUAUGCUUUUACAGUAUUUACUCUUCAGCAGUGUCACAGAACUGAUUGUUGUAAGCAUAAUCGUGUCCUGGAUUGUGCGAGCAUUGCAUCAUCCAGCAUCCAAAGAAGAAAGUAAGUAGCUUUGUUUCUGGCUGACAGAUCAAGAUAAA
Molecule: messenger RNA, 1088 nt
Organism: Odocoileus virginianus texanus
Lineage: Eukaryota; Metazoa; Chordata; Mammalia; Artiodactyla; Cervidae
Source: RefSeq, a predicted model, not a curated record